Molecule: messenger RNA, 6457 nt
Organism: Branchiostoma floridae (Florida lancelet)
Lineage: Eukaryota; Metazoa; Chordata; Leptocardii; Amphioxiformes; Branchiostomatidae
Product: protocadherin Fat 4-like
Biological process (GO): homophilic cell-cell adhesion
Cellular component (GO): catenin complex; plasma membrane
Molecular function (GO): cadherin binding; calcium ion binding
Source: RefSeq, a predicted model, not a curated record
CUGGCCCGUUACAGAAAGGAACGGAAGGGACCGUACCAACAGACUCUGGCGCUAUGUUGUCCUAAUUCUAGUGGCAGUUUUCACUGAACCAGGCGGACAUCAUGCCUUCUUCCUAGCCCGCAGAAAACAGCGGAAGCUGUAAAGUUCAAAGUUGACUAGUAUCAAGAGCAGCAGGUGACUGGUACAGCGAACUUGACGCAGGUGUAACAGUACCUUGAAGAACCUUGCAACAACUAGUAAAGCUCGUGCCGUCGCACCCGUGGAUUGUACAGGGGUGGUCCUACAUAACUCGCCCAGCCGUGUCAUUGUGAGCAUUUCACGCCCGGCUUUCAGCGCGCGGGUCGCGCGGAACGGGCCUGAAAUUUCAGGCGGCCAGGUGGAGACAUUCAAGCCGCCCCAAGUGUGACCAAAGUGCGGUAAAUCCGGGAAAAUUGGCCGGGGCAAUCUGAGACGGUACCUGCUCUUGUGAGACCGGUGUAGAAACAUGGCGAUAUUCAGGGAAAGUGGAGUGUCCAGCUGGGUGUUUGUUAUAAGUAUAACAACGACGGCACUUCUGGGGAGUUAUGGAGUCACGGCACAAGGCUCUGCUGAACUAUGCUGGGCAAACUCAACUUCAGGUCGUCUUAUUUUUGAAGUUGAAGAAAACAUGUUUGCAACAGGUGAAGCAGUUACAAACUUGGAUUUCUCUGGAACCUAUGAUGUGGACAUCUCAAACAUCACCAUAACAUCACAGACACCAGGAGGAUACUUCAGCUUAGAUCUGCAGCCUAAUGCAGACUUUGUUCCCUUGGUGUUGGAUCAGGACAUUGAUAGGGAUGGGCCUCCUGUUCUCACCAAAAUCGAACUGACAGUAUCAUGCUCAUCUUCCCUACUCAGCAAUGCGAGGGAAACAAACCUUGUUGUCACAAUAGGUGAUGCCAAUGAUAACAACCCUGAGUUUCAAGAUACACCCUAUAGCACAACUGUCAGUGAGUACACACAAGUUGGAUCAACCGUCUUCACCCUGUCAGCUUCAGAUAUUGAUAGUGGACCAAACAGUCAAAGAAUAUUUUCUUUACUCAGCAGUACUUCCUACUUUGCAGUUGGAACAACUGGAGCUGUGACCUUAUCUUCAUCACUGAAUUAUGACAUUGGCCCACAGCAGUUUGAGCUCAUUGUGCAAGUUCGGGACCAAGGUAGCCCAUCCAGAAGCUCCAACACAACACUGACCAUAGCUGUAGCUGAUGAAGAUGAUCUGGAUCCAGUCUUUCAACAUGACAUCUAUGAAGCUACUGUUGUGGAGAAUGCAACAGAGAGCCUGAUCACAUCACCUGCUGCCAUCCUUGCCUAUGACCAGGACUUUGGCAUCAACCAAACACUAGAGUACUCAAUACAGAAAGAAUUCCACAUUGCAGCAUCUUCCACACCAACAGACCUAUCAGACCUGAUGAGCUAUUUCAGCAUUGAUGGUUCAACAGGAGAGCUGUCUGUGGUGAGAGGACUGGACAGGGAGACAGUACAUGAUGUAACACUCACCAUCAAGGCAGUACAGUCAAACAACAGUGUCAGAUCAGCAGAGGCCCGUGUCUACAUCGUGGUACAAGAUGCCAACGACAACCAACCACAGAUGUCAGCCAGCCAGUACCAGGCAACAGUGGUGGAGAAUGCCCCCAGGGGGACUCCUGUACUCACUGUCACAGCUUCAGACAAGGAUGAGGGAGAGAAUGCAGUGUUCAUGUAUGUGCUGGAACCUUCAGAUGUCUUCACUAUUGACAGCACCACUGGUUACAUCAGUGUCAGCAACAGCAGUAUCCUGGACAGGGAGACCAACAACAAUUUCACACUACAGGUUUAUGCAGUUGAAACAAACACCACAGAACAGUACCGCAGCCCUACAUCCACAGUUCUCAUCACACUGUUGGAUGAGAAUGACAAUAGCCCCACAUUCACUGCUGACGAAUACAAUGCAGCUGUGCCAGAGAAUGCCAAAAAUGGAGUUGUUGUGACACAGGUGACGGCAACAGACCGAGACUCUGGUACCAAUGGAGACAUCCUCUAUAGCAUCAUAUUUGCAUCCAGUGAUGGGAAGGACAAGUUCUCCAUCAGCACAGAUGGGAACAUCACAGUGUCUGGGAGUCUGGAUGCCGACACUGUGGAGUCUUACGUUGUGGUGGUCAUGGCUGCUGAUCAAGGCGCUGCUUCAAGGGUGACCACAGCUAUAGUGAACAUCAAUGUGACCAAUGUGAAUGACAACAAGCCCCAGUUUGGUCAGGAGCAGUACACAGCACAGGUGUCUGAAGCAGCUGGAACUGGCACUGUGGUGGCUACCCUGAAGGCAACUGAUGGCGACAGGGAUGCACAGCUCACUUUUCAAAUAGAAGAAGGGAGUUUUGGCCAGUUCAACCUCUCUGAUGCAAGGGAUGGUGAAGUUCAGGUUGUGAUAUCCUCAGAGCUGGACCGUGAGAUGACUGACAGCUACAACAUCACUGUGAAAGUGUCUGAUGGAACAUUCGAUGCCACUACCCAGCUGAUUGUGACUGUACAAGAUGUGAAUGACAACUUCCCAGUGAUGAACCAGACAGGCUACACUUUUACCUUCCCAGAAGAGGAAUCUGCUUCAUAUGUAGUGGGCACUAUCUCAGCUUCAGACAAUGACACUGGCUCCAAUGGAGACAUUCUAUACUCCAUAAAACCCAGCAGCUCAGACUUCUCAGUUGACCCAAGCACUGGUCAGAUCACAACCCUUGGGCCACUGGACAGGGAAACAUCCACACAGGUUCAGUUUGUGGUUGUUGCCAGUGACCAAGGCCGACCCUCUCUGAGUUCCACAGCAACAGUGACCGUUAUUCUACUGGACAUCAAUGACAACCUGCCCACAUUCUCACAGCAAUCUUACAUGGUCACAGUUGAUGAAAAUAUGACAGAAUCUGACCUCAUAACACUACAGACUACAGAUUCAGAUUCAGACCCCAACAACAACACCAACUACAUCAUUACUGAGGGUGACACAUCUGUCUUCAGCAUUGACCAAACUACAGGGAGGCUGUCUCUUGUGACUCCACUGGACAGGGAUGGUGGGCCUGCCAACUACAGCCUCACAGUCAUGGCUUACAACACAGAGCUGUACAAUGGUAGUGGGGACAAUGAUACAGCCACUGUCGUUGUUUCAGUUCAGGACAUCAAUGAUAAUCCACCAGUCUUCACUUCUGACCCAUACGUUUCCACCAUCUUGGAAAACAUUACAACUGGAAGCACUGUAUUAACAGUAAAUGCAACAGAUGCCGACACAGACCCAGCCAAUAGGGAGAUUCGUUUCAGCAUCAUUUCGGGAGAUGACAAUGGUGUCUUCAGUAUUGACCAAAUGUCAGGGACGAUCACUGUAAUGAAAAAGGUCGACUAUGACCCACCCAGCAACAACACAGGAUUUCAACUUGAGGUUUUGGCCACAGAUGGAAUUCAUAACUCAACAGCAGUGGUGGACAUCACUGUGACUGAUGUUAACGACAAUGCACCAGAGUUCACAAAAGAUGUUUAUGAAGUAGAGGUCAAUGAGACAGCCACUAAUGGCACUGCGGUUGCCAUGGUAAUGGCCACAGACAUUGACAGUGGAGACAAUGGGAACAUCACCUACACUAUUAUCUCUGGGAAUGAGCAGAACACGUUUGCUAUUGACGGCGGUUCUGGAGAAAUCACCUUGGAAACAACACUAGACCAUGAUCAGGGGAACAGGUCCUAUCAGCUAGUUGUGGAGGCAAAGGAUGCUGGCACUCCCAUCAGGAGCAGCAAUGCCACUGUUGACAUCCUUGUUGUGAAUGAGAAUGACAAUGCACCAGUCUUCCAGAACACAACAUACAACUUUGAAGUCUAUGAGUUACAGCAACUGAUGAAGAUGAGGGUUCAAACAGCAAUAUCACUUAUUCAAUACGAAGUGGAAACAGUGAUGAAGUUUUCUACAUCGACAGUAGAACUGGGGAAAUCUUUCUCCAGACCAACAAAAGUUUAGACUAUGAGACCACCCCGGAGUAUCGGCUGUCUGUGAAGGCACAGGAUGGUGGAGAAUCGCCUCGGUCAGAUGUGGCAGAUGUAACAAUCUCUGUCAUUGGUGUGAACGAGUCUCCGCCCCAGUGUAAAGAGCAGCCUUUCCAGGUGACACUGAUGGAGAAUCAGCCCAGCCCAGUUCAACUUCUACAGGUUGAAGUCACACAUGAAGAUGCUGCUGAGGUACUGGAAUAUAGACUUGUGCAAGGACCAAACUCAACAAGUCCUUUUUCUGUAGAUUCCACAACAGGGCUGCUCAACACCACCCAAUCCCUCGACAGAGAAGAAACAUCACAAUACAGCCUAAACAUCUCUGUCUCAGAUGGUGAAAAUGUAGAAUUCUGUCAAGUUCAGGUCACCAUUUUGGACCAAAAUGACAACACCCCUCAGUUUUUCCCAAGUAAUGUCUCUCAUUUCAAUGUUGAGGAAAGUGUAGCUGUUGGGACUGUUGUGGGGCAAGUUUUUGCCAACGACACUGAUGAAGGUGCCAAUGGGAGAGUCACCUUCUACCUUAGCUCAGGGGCUGAUGGGAAAUUUACUGUGGACAGGGAAUCUGGUAUUAUCAGUGUUCUUGCAAACUUGGACUAUGAGUCACUGCAAGAUCCAAACAUCACGCUAACAGUCACUGCUUCUGAUGGUGGAGAGGUGCCUAAUUCUGCAGUAUCCACAGUAACCAUCUCUGUCACUGAUGUUAAUGACAAUGCACCAGAGUUUGACACCUCCCACUACAACUUCCAAGUGUCAGAGAACAUGAAUGCGAGCACUUUGGUUGGCACUGUCUUUGCAGAAGAUACAGAUGAGGGUGGAAAUGGAGAAGUGAGUUAUUACCUGGACCCAUCAGGUGAAGAAGUGCCCUUCAACAUCAGUAAGGAAACAGGAGAGAUCAUAACUACUGAAGUCCUGGACAGAGAAGGGGAUGCAGCAUCCUUCACAUUCACAGUCUUUGCCCAGGACAACGGCAUGCCAACUUCCCUCAACUCAACUGCCACCGUGACUGUGUCCGUCACUGAUGAAAACGACAACCCUCCAGAGUUCAACCCCUCUACAUACCAUGUGAGCAUCCUGGAACAGUCUCCUAUUGGCAUGGUUGUGGCAGAGACAUCUGCGACUGAUGCUGACGAGGGAACCAAUGCAGAACUAACCUACAGUCUGAGAGGGAACGGUACAAAGUACUUCGAUGUGGAUGAUAAAGGGCUGGUGAGGAUGAGGGAAAUCCUAACAGUAGAGAAGUUAACUGAAGAGGGACUCAUCUCUGGGAUGGUUAACGAAACAAACAGUACUACCAUCAGGUUCAGUGUGGUAGCCACAGAUGCUGGGACCCCUCCAUUGAGUGGUACAGCUGAGCUGUUUGUUACGGUAGGAGAUGUGAAGGAUGCUACGCCUGUGUUUGGGAACUCCACAUACAAUGUCAGAGUGGCAGAGGAUACAACUUCAGGAACUCCCCUGGCCUUCAACAUAUCUGCAUCAUCAGAGGACCCAGACACUGUCAUCAGCUUUGAGCUGUUGAACUGGGUGGAAAUAUUUGAACUACAACAGGGAGACAAUAUGGCUGCAGUACAAGUUAAGAGCAGUCUGGACAGGGAGACAAAAGACUCGUAUGAACUUUUAGUGAGAGCAACAGACGACAAAAUCCCUCAGCACACAGCAUACACAACGGUGGCAGUUACAGUAACAGACAUCAAUGACCAGGACCCAACAUUCCAGAGUCCCCCCUACCAUUUCAUAGUGUCUGAAGCUGCCACACCAGGCAGUGCAGUUGGUGGUGUAAUUGCAACAGACAUGGAUCUUGGAAAGAAUGGGGAGAUCCUGUACAGCAUAACUGCUGACAAUGACAAUGUCUUCAGCAUUGACAAUACAACAGGGCAGAUCACAACAGUAGGCCAACUGGAUAGAGAGGCAACAGCAGAAUACAACAUCACAGUCGAGGCUACAGACAUGGGCUCCCCACCAAGAAACACUACAGCAAUGGUGACUGUCUCUGUUGAAAAUGUUAAUGACAGCCCUCCUAAGUUCUCCAACUCUACCUUUGAAGUGUACAUUGGAGAGACUGUGAGGAUUGGCAGCUCGAUAUUUCUACUCAGUGCCGCAGACCCAGACUCUGGUCCAUUGAACAACCUGGUAUACUAUGCCAUCAAUGGGGGCAAUGAUGAUGAUACUUUCUUUGUGGAAACUCAACUAGGCACAAUUAAAACUGCUGCUAGGCUGGGAAGCAUUGACACUUACACCCUGAGUGUGCAAGCCUACAACCCACCAGCCUUUGUACCAGACAGUAGCCUGCUGGACAGCAAUGCCACCCUCACUGUGCAUGUCAACAGGGCACCACGAUACAGCAGGCAGCCCUAUCUCAAGGUCCUGAGAGAGAAUGCAACUGUCGGAACAGAAGUGGUGCAAAUCUUGACCACUGACCCUGAUGGUGAUAACAUAACCCUGAAUAUCACAG